Messenger RNA from Telopea speciosissima, 1565 nucleotides. Its product is annotated as sugar transport protein 5-like. Gene Ontology annotation, cellular component: membrane. Bases 10 to 1545 code for a protein of 511 amino acids. The record is from RefSeq and is a predicted model, not a curated record. Lineage: Eukaryota; Viridiplantae; Streptophyta; Magnoliopsida; Proteales; Proteaceae. The transcript has 4 exons. Gene Ontology annotation, biological process: monosaccharide transmembrane transport. Gene Ontology annotation, molecular function: monosaccharide transmembrane transporter activity.
AGGAGAAUUAUGGCAGGAGGAGUGUUUGCCGUUGACGGAAAUGACAAUGGCUUUGGGGGGAGGAUAACGGCGUCAGUGGUGAUCACCUGCAUCGUUGCUGCUUCUGGUGGCUUACUUUUUGGCUACGACAUCGGGAUCUCAGGAGGAGUGACAACGAUGAAACCUUUCCUCCAAAAAUUCUUUCCAUCAAUACAAAGGAAGAUGUUAGCAGCUGAGAAAAACGUUUACUGUAUCUUCGACAGUCAAGUUCUCACAUCAUUCACAUCUUCACUAUACAUAGCUGGGAUGGCUUCAUCCCUUGUAGCUAGUCGCCUCACAAGAGCUUUGGGUCGCAGAGCCACCAUGAUUCUCGGUGGUUUCAGCUUCUUCACUGGAGCGGCCAUCAAUGGUGCUGCAGUUAAUAUUGCAAUGCUCAUACUGGGCCGCAUUUUUCUUGGAUUUGGUGUUGGUUUCGCUAACCAGGCAACUCCCGUGUACCUAUCAGAGAUGGCGCCAUCAAAAUGGCGCGGCGCGUUCAACGCGGGCUUCCAAAUGUUCCUUGGCAUAGGUGUUGUUGUAUCUAAUGCUUUGAACUACGGCUCAGCUCGGCUCGAGUGGGGUUGGCGCCUCUCACUUGGCUUUGCAGCCUUACCUGCACUGGUCAUGACAAUUGGUGCCCUACUCAUUUCCGAUACUCCGAGCAGUCUUGUGGAGCGUGGCAAGCUAGAAGAGGCCAAGCGUUCACUACACCGAGCUCGAGGAAUUGACUCGGAUAUACAAGCCGAGCUAAACAUUAUCAUCAAGGCAACUGAAGCCAUGAAAGCCGCAGAUCAAGAGCAGUUCAAGACCAUAUUUGAGAGGCAAUAUAGGCCCCACCUUGUGAUGGCCGUGGCGAUACCUUUAUUUACACAGCUUACAGGUAUUAAUGUGGCAGCGUUUUACGCGCCGGUCCUCUUCCAAUCCGUUGGCUUCGGUAGCAGUGCGGCUCUCAUGGCGUCUCUAAUAUUGGGGAUGGUCAACCUCUGCGCUCUUCUCGUGUCAACCGGUAUAGUGGACCGGUAUGGUCGGAGAGUUCUGUUCUUGCAGGGUGGGACCCAGAUGAUCCUUUGCCAGGUGGCUGUGGCUAUUGUUCUAGCCGCUAAAUUAGGAUCCUCUGGGAAUGAAAUUAUGUCUAAGAACUAUGCCAUUUUGGUACUGGUGUUGAUGUGCGUAUACCAAGCUGGAUUUGGUUGGUCAUGGGGUCCCCUGAGCUGGCUCAUACCAAGUGAGAUAUUUCCAUUAAAAAUUCGGCCAAUUGGUCAGAGUAUAAGUGUUGCCACAAACUUUGCUGCCAUGUUUGUGCUUUCACAGACCUUCUUGACCAUUCUAUGCCACUUCAAGUUUGGCAUUUUCUUGUUCUAUGCCGGAUGGAUUGUAAUAAUGACCCUCUUUAUUGCUCUUUUCUUGCCUGAGACUAAAGGAGUUCCUCUUGAAUUGAUGCACACUGUAUGGGAGAAGCACUGGUAUUGGAGAAGGUUUGUUAAUUGUGAAUCAUCGACGACGACAUUGCCGAAACAAAUGGAUUGAUUUUUGUAAAUCACAUUCAU